This is a messenger RNA of Closterium sp. NIES-65, 717 nucleotides long. NCBI's taxonomy places the organism in Eukaryota, Viridiplantae, Streptophyta, Zygnematophyceae, Desmidiales, Closteriaceae. The record is from the annotation of a GenBank genome assembly.
AUGGCAGGGGGGGAAGAUUUCGUGGAAUGGGAAGAAGCAGCAGGAGCAUGCGGGAAAACCGGGGAACGUGAGGGGGAGAAUGGAGUGGAACUAGCGCCAGAGUUAGUAGGAGAUGUUGGAGAGAAGGGAGUAGAGGCGAGGGGUGAAGCUGUUAACGGGGAUAACGGUGAUGACUUGUUGUGCGAGCUGGUGGUGGUGUACGAGGGCGAGGCGAGCUAUCGUCGGCUGAACCCUUAUCAGGUCAACCACAUGGCCACCUUCUUCUACAUGUCAUUCAACAAGAUAGUGUUUGGACGAACUGCUGACAUUGACUAUUUAACGAUAACAGGUGUCAACCUCUCAUUGGACCCCAGCACGAAGCCAUGGAGGAGCGUACGCACCACCGACCACUGCGGCACUCAGACAUGGUCGCAGGGCAACAAGGCCGAUCUAGCGUGGUGGCUCUCUCUCUUCCAUCACUACACUGUGGACCUGCCCUAUGAGGACCUGCAGAAGGACGAGCAGGCGAAACACCGCCCUAUUAUUUAUGUGAACACAGCGAACCAUCUUAUGGGGGAGACAAACGCCAACCCCCAGUUCCCACUAACCACCUGGAAGCACUACCCCCUACACCGAGGGGGUCCCCCUGAGGCUGAGCUCUUUGCACGGAAGAGCAUACUGAGCAAGCCCAUUCUGUGGAACCCUUUCCCUGGAUGUUUGAGUCGUUCUUGCACAUGA